AUGUCCGCCUUCCUGUACACCCACCAACUCCAACAGCAACACCACCACCAUCAUCAGCACCAGCAGCAACAGCCUCACCACUCUGCGCAUGCCGGUCAAAUGCACAACAGUAACGGCAACAACAACCAUCACGGCCGGACCCGUCGAGGCCCCAAAAUGGCCCAGCAAAAUGCCCAGCGUCAAUUCCGUGGCGUCAAGAGCAUGCGGGAACUUGCGGAAGCCCCAGCGGUGACGGCCUUCCGGGCGAGAUUCGAGGCCGGUCGCUCUUUUGAUCUCGAUGACGAUAUGGAGUUCUGCCCAAAUCUUCUGACCGAUGAAGAUUUGCACUCAAUCCACUCCGCCUCGUCCGAUCGCUCGUCGUUGUCUAGCGGAUCUCCCGAUACUUCGCCUCUGCAGCAUCAGAUCCAGCCCGUGCAGCAGGUCACACCAGCCAUCUCCCUCUCCCCCGCAGCUGCCAAUUCGUUUGUCCACAGUAGCUUGGCUGCCAAUCCCAGCCAUGUUAAUUUCCACCAGCCUACUGCCAAUCGGACCCGCAAGGUUAUUCCCAUCGUCAACCCCAGCACGGGAAUGACCAUGACCAGCCCCCCCUCGUCCAUCUCCCCUGCGAUGAUGCAAAAUGCUCAACGCCGGUGGUAA
Penicillium oxalicum is the source of this 636-nucleotide messenger RNA. RefSeq names its product DUF4452 domain-containing protein. The coding region runs from base 1 to 636 and encodes 211 amino acids. NCBI's taxonomy places the organism in Eukaryota, Fungi, Ascomycota, Eurotiomycetes, Eurotiales, Aspergillaceae. The record is from RefSeq and is a predicted model, not a curated record. The transcript has 2 exons.